AGUGUCAGGCUUAUAUAAUAUCAUGAGAUGAAAACUCAACAGCAGUAGUAAACUUGAGGCCAUCCUGAAAAGUUCUCUGUUGGGCGUACCCUGAUCCUAUCCAAAAAUAGACGUUGGAUAGGUAAGGAAUUUUUUUGUUUAAAAAAUGAAAUUAACAAGGAGAGAAAAAACGAACAAGAAAAUAGUAAUAAAUGAAAAAGAAAAUAAUAAUAAUAAACAGGUGAAUUCAGAGUAAGAACCUAUACUGGAAUAUUGGCUUCAUUAAGCCAAACGAAAAUAUUUUUUUUCUGGCCUGGCACACAAAUACCAUGCCCUUCUUUAUCAGCAUCAAGUACAAGUGUACAGCCAUCAGACUUGGGUGACAAUCAGGCUUGUCUGGACCCUGCAGGGAAGAGGAACUAGCUGUGAACUUGCUUCACAGUGAACAAACCUACACAUCUACACGUGGGUCUCUGGCUUUCGCAAUGAAUCCUCUCACUUUACGCAGCACUCUUUUUCUGAUGUUGGCAGCCAUUUUGUUCUCAAAGUUUGACAAUGGUCUAUUCGCUCCAGACAUUUUGCAGCCGUCAUGCAAACAAACGAACAAAAAAGUUGAGUGUUCUGGUGUGACAACAAUUCCCGUCCGAGUUCCCAAAAAUGUGACAAUCCUGACACUGUCACACUGUGAACUCCAGGAAAUCUCCAGCAACGCGUUAUCUUCUCUAGACCAACUGACACGAUUCAACCUUCACAACUGUACUGUCAAGGUCAUAAAAUCUUGUGCCUUCUAUGAUCUCACACUGACAAAGGUCGUUUUCAAGAAAAGUCAAAUCGACACUGUGGAGCCAUAUGCAUUUUCAAACAUGACAGGAAUUAGCCUGGCUUUUGAGAACACAAAUUUCAGGAAGAUUGCACCGCUGUCCUUCUCUCACAUUAAUAAUGUGACCAAUAUGGAUAUCCAGCGGGUCAACAUUGAAAGCAUCUACACAAAAGCAUUCAACAAUGUCACAGGUAGACGAACGUUCAUCAGCACCAGUUUUAUCAAGUUCCUGUACCCAAAUGCCCUGUCAUCAUUCAAUUUCACAUCCAUGUCUGUUGCGCUAAACAAUAUCACACAUACUUGCAAUCUGAAAACCUCGUUGAAAAAUGCUCGAAGAUCCACUUUUUAUAACAACAUGGUCCAAAACACCAACUGUUCUCAGGUUUUCUAUCAAGCAGACAAUAGUUGGAAUACUUCUCUUGUUUGCAUGAAGCCAGUGGUCUCCAUGACAACAUUACCGUCCAUUACAUCGGACAUCAAAGACGAAUAUGAAAACGUUACGUCCCCAAUCGGAGUGGAAUUGUCUUCAGCAGGGUUUCUGACAACACAAACUGUGAUGGACACUUCACACGAUGACACAGGCUUAGAGUUGAAUUCUACACAGGUGCAAAAUUCUACACAGGUGCAAAAUUCUACACAGGUGCAAAAUUCUACACAGGUGCAAAAUUCUACAAUCAUCGAUAUCCUGAUCAACUCAACUGGAGGAUCUGCCCUAAACUCAGCUGAUGAAAUACUUACAAAUACAAUGUCAGAAACAGUGUUCAACACGGACCUCCUGAUCAACUCAACGACAGAAAUAAUGCUGAAUUUUACAAUGGACAUGCCCAUGAACUCAACUACAGAAUCUCUUGUGAACUCAACAUAUGAAACCCUUAUGAAUACAACAGAAAAACUGACGAACUUUACAGCACCAUUAACGUCAGCUGCUCGAAGCAAAUCCAUGUAUCUUGUCCCUUGCUUGAAAAUUCUCAAAACCUCACCUGAUCUCCAGUCAACCAAUGGUGAGCCGAUGCAUGCUCAUCCGUUGGCCAAAGGAGCAACGAUAAUGCUGGGAAUGCUAUGUGCUUUCUUUGGACAUCUUACAGCUGUGCUUUAACAAAAGAAGUCUUCUACCCAUCAUAAUGUUUCUUCACUAUCGCCAUUUAUUUUAUGUCAAGUAAAAUUUGAUAGCUCCACUUUAAACAAUUUGAUUAGAAAAGAUAAAAGAGCUCAUGAGGAGAAAAAAAUCUGCAAAGGGGGAAAAAAAAAAGUACAGUGAGUAGAAUACGUGCAGCAGAUUUGGUUGUUCAAUCCCAGACAUAUUUUUGACAAAUCCUGUACACAAUUGAGAUGUACCGUCAAAUAUCACAGAAACAAGCAGGUACAAGUUAAGAUGAUCACACAGCAUUUGUAAGAGGGCAUCAAAAACUCCCCAUAAUCAUGUUUCAUUUCCACCAUUUAUUCUGUCAUGUAAAUACUUAUUUUUGUACUAUUACAUUCAUUGUCGGACUACAUGUAACACCCUACUGGACGAUAGUGACAUACAUGUAAUAAUGUGUACAGAAAUGGCUUGAAAUGGCUAAGAACGUAUUUCCAAGCAUACACAAAAUCUGUUGUGUUCAUGACCCAGGGUCGCGAAGCGAUCUUUGACCUAAGUCAAAAAUCAUUUUAUUUAUUAACUUGGUAUGUUUUUUCCCGUUGUUUUAGCUGAAAUUCAUUUUACAAUAACUUACCCAGAUUUAAUGUUGUCAAGCAAUAU
Molecule: messenger RNA, 2537 nt
Organism: Liolophura sinensis
Lineage: Eukaryota; Metazoa; Mollusca; Polyplacophora; Chitonida; Chitonidae
Exons: 2
Coding region: 465-1895 (476 amino acids)
Cellular component (GO): extracellular matrix
Source: RefSeq, a predicted model, not a curated record